UAAACAGGAAGUUUGUUUCCAAAAGCGGCUAGUUUAACUUUUCUGCUUCAGCUGUGAGCGCUGUUAUGAUUUUAUAAUCCUGUUUACCUCCGUAAAACUUUAUUUUAACAUAGAGUUCGUAUGUUUGUCAUUCUACUUAGCUUUAGCUUCGUCGUUAGUAGCCAGUAAAUGACUUAGCUAAACUAUCUGGUUGCAUUGCAGGCGGUUUCGUAAAAACAGAUAUUAUUUACUACUAAUUUAUAUAUUUAGACUUUUUUACUCGUUAGAUUAUGUAACAUUUGUCACUUCUUAACGGUGCUGGCAGCUGUGAUGUAAAACGCAGCGAUCACGGCAGAAAAGACUCAGAAUGGAGGAAAGAGAGCUAAACCUAGCUAACAAGGAGCUAACCAGUUUACUGGAUGUUCCUCUGGGUUCUAUCCUCACUUCACUCAAUCUGCACUGCAACCUAAUCCCGAGGAUCGAGGGCCUGACUUCCUCCUGGAAUCUACGCAACUUGGAUCUUUCCUCCAAUCGCAUUUCCAAGAUUGAGGGUCUGUCUUCCCUCUCCUCUCUCAGGACUCUGAAUUUAUCCUGCAACUUGAUCACCAAGGUUGAAGGACUGAAUGGCCUUGUAAACCUGACGAGAUUAAACCUGUCCUGCAAUCAGAUUAAUAACCUCACUGGCCUGCUGUAUCUCCAUGGCACAGAAUACAAGCUCAAGCACCUCAGUCUCCAUGGCAACCACUUAGACAGCAUCGACCAUCUCCUACAGUGUCUGCUGGGAUUACAAGGUUUACGCAACGUCACUUUAAGACGAGACGGCCAAAGCAACCCGCUGUGUGCUUCAGCAGGGUUCUGGGACGCUGUGAUGGAGUCGCUGCCGCAGAUCUUUGUUCUGGACGGUCUGGACAGGCUAAGGCAUCCGUCCUCUCCAGGUUUAAGCAGCAUCUGUGACAUCCCUGGCCUGGAGGACUACAUGGACUUUCUGCUGUCCUCAGAUACGAGUCACCAUGAAAAGGUUAAAGGUGCUGUCAGCCCCCCCCGCUCUGGCGCAGGGACCCACACUUCCUCUGAAGAAGUCGCACAGCCGACCUCACAACCGGUCGGUCGGCGCUCCCGGACGCUUAGUUCCUCUGGACCCGAUCCAGCUGAUGCCGAUAAUGAAGAGCGCAUCCGGAAACUGGAGCACCAGGUGUCCAGACUCAUCCAGCAGGUCCCGACGGGAGAAAAACCAGCAAACCUCAGCCGAACUGCAGGGAAGCCACUGAAAGCGAAGAGAGACACCGACCGCGUGUCAGAGAGUGACGGCGACAGCGGGAAGGAGAACAGAAGACGCUCCGGGAUCCCCACGCAUCACACCGUCCCGACGUCGAGCACCACCCCCCAGGAGACCAAGAGCAGCAGGUCAGACAGCGAUCAGGAGAACCGGAGGCUGAGAACUUUAAAGCCUGCUGGGUCCAGAAGGAAAGCGGGGGGUGCAGGAAGGAUGGGGGGAGCGGUGCAACCCAAGGAGGUUCUUUUGAGAGCAGCCAAGGUUCCAGAAGAUGUGAGAUCCAGAUCCAAACAGGAAGAGGAAACCUACAGGACGAUUGUGGAGGAACGCGACCAGGAAAGGGAGAGACGCUGGAAGGCAGAACAAGCCGUACGAAGGCUGGCUGAGGAGCUGAAGAGCCUGCAGACCAAAGUCAGCGAGGAGAAAGACCUGCAGAGCAUGGCCCUGCACACCACAGACAGACUGAAGGAUCUGCUGCUAAAGGAACGAUCCGGACGCUCCGAGCUGCAGAACCGUGUGGAGGAGCUGGAGGGACGUUUACUCUCCUUAAUCCAGCAGCUGGAGGUGACCCGCAGCAACGAGGAGAAGUCCAAGGCUGCUCUGCAGAGGGCGGAGGAAAGCAUCUCCCAUGCAGACGCUCUGAGGGCUGGCCAGCAGGCUGAGGAGAUGAAGAGACGGCAGGAUAUGGAGAACAAGGCAGCAGCCCUGAAGAGGGAGCUGGACAUCCAGAGAGCUGCGGUGAACCAGCACAAAGAAAAACUGCAGCAGCUGCAUGAGCUGCUGGCAUCCAGGGAGCAGGAGCACAGGAAACAGCUGGACUUGCGGCUCCAGCCUGGGGGGGCCGAUUUCCGUGAGGCGGUGGCCCAGCAGGUGUCCUCGGCGGAGCGGCGGCACGCCCAGAGGGAGGCGGAGCUCCAGGAGAAGGUGGCAGAGGGCAGGAAACGGUACGCCGCCCUGGAGGACGAGUUCCGCCUGGCGCUGACCAUCGAGGCGACCCGCUUCUCUGAGGUGAAGGAGGCUUACGACCGGCUGACGGAGGAGAUGGUGGAGGUACGGGCGGCGCUCUCCCAGUGGCAGCAGAAGGAGAAGAGGUCCGGCUCUCUGGUGCAGGAGCUCACGGCGGUGGUGAAAGAACAGAAGAGCCGCAUCGCUGAGCUCAUCAAAGCUAAGAAAGAUGCUGUCUGUGGUUUGAAGAGCCGGCUGCGUUCCCUGGAGGCGGAGGUGGAGGGAGAUCGUCGUCUCGACCUGCAGCUGGAGGUGCUUAAGAAGGAGAAGGCGCGGCUGCUGUCUCAAGUCACCGCCCAGGAGUCUGUGAUCGACGGACUCAGAUCUGAGAGGAGGAUCUGGGGCCAGGAGCUGGCUCAGCAAGGAGCUUCACUGGCUCAGGACCGUGGACGCCUGGAGGCCAGGAUCGAGGUUCUGGCCUCUGAACUGGAGGCUCAAAGGAAACAGGCUGACAGGAACCAGGAUGCUCUUAAAAUCAAGACGAAAAUAGUGGAUGACCAGACGGAGACCAUUCGUAAGCUCAAAGAGUCCUUGCAGGAACGUGACGAUCGGAUCCGCAGGCUGAAGAACGAGGCGGCAGAAGCUCAGAAGAGGCUCCAUCUCCAGCUGGAGGAGGACCGAGUCCAGCAGGCCGAGCUGCAGGAGCGGCUCGAACGCCUGAGCCUCCGCAAGGAGGAGCUGAAACAGCAGCUGGAGGACAAAGAGGCAGAGCUCCAUGAGGUCAAAACAUCUCACCGGGAAUCCAGAAGGAGGUGGCAGGAGAAGGAGGACCUCCUGACUCAGCUGGAAGUCCAAGUGAAGGGGAUGAAGGAAAACUUUGAUUCCAAAGAGCGCCAACUGCUGGAGGAGAGAGAUAAAGCUGCAGACGCACACAAAGCGGCCCUGCAGAAGCUGCGGCGUGCAGACGACGCCUUCCGCGCUCAGCUGGAGUCCGUCCACGCUGCACAUCGGGCAGAGCUGCUGCAGCUGGCAGACGAAAAGCAGCAGCAGACCGAGCGAGCCAAUCGAAAGGUCCUUGAAGUGGAGGAGGAGAUGCGCCAACUCCUGCAGGAGACGCAAACCAGCAAGAGAGUCAUGGAGGAGAAAGUCAGACGUCUGAGCAGCGUUCUGAAGGACUUUCACUCAUGAAGACACCAGAGACCCUCUGGACGUGAAAAUGCCUUGUAUGUCCUCCUGUCAGUCAUCUUUACUUUACCUUUUGUGACAAAACCAAAACAUGAAGUUAACAAAUCUGUUUACAACAUUAAAAAAAGGAGUUUGAAUAAAUAAA
Messenger RNA from Oryzias latipes (Japanese medaka), 3527 nucleotides. RefSeq names its product leucine rich repeat and coiled-coil centrosomal protein 1 (gene lrrcc1). Gene Ontology annotation, cellular component: cytoplasm; centrosome. Gene Ontology annotation, molecular function: protein binding. NCBI's taxonomy places the organism in Eukaryota, Metazoa, Chordata, Actinopteri, Beloniformes, Adrianichthyidae. The record is from RefSeq and is a predicted model, not a curated record.